This is a messenger RNA of Nilaparvata lugens (brown planthopper), 1796 nucleotides long. RefSeq names its product somatostatin receptor type 2-like. Lineage: Eukaryota; Metazoa; Arthropoda; Insecta; Hemiptera; Delphacidae. Bases 1269 to 1796 code for a protein of 175 amino acids. The transcript has 2 exons. Gene Ontology annotation, molecular function: G protein-coupled receptor activity; peptide binding. Gene Ontology annotation, cellular component: membrane; neuron projection. The record is from RefSeq and is a predicted model, not a curated record. Gene Ontology annotation, biological process: G protein-coupled receptor signaling pathway.
UUGUACAAGAAAAGUAUCCUGUGUGAGAGACUGAAAAAAGUUGAAGUUGAGAAAUUCAAAAAUGAAAAAUAUCACAAUUUUGAAAAGGAAAGUGAUGUUCUAUGCUUUAUAAGGAGAGUAACCUGUGAGAGAAUAGAAAAUUGAAGAAUUUGAGGAUUUUUGUUGGAAGAAGUGAAGUGUUGAUAAUUGAUUGAGAUACGGUUGAUAUAGAAGGCCAUUGUUUAUUCUCUACAAAUUUAAUUGCCAAUCAUAUAGUAUAUGAAUGAAUAAGAAAGGACUGAAUUCGAUGAAUGAACAGAAUAAAUAAACCUAGUUGGUGUGUGAGAAAUCUUCAUGAAAAAUGAGGACUUAAAUCAGUACAUUGACUACAGCUAUUUUGAAAAUCAAUUUUUGAUAUCAACAAAUGAUCAACCGAUAUCGAUAUCAAACGAUGAUCAAAUGAUAUCAACAACAUCGACAAAUGAUCAAAUAAUGAAACGUUAUUUUGAAAAUCAAUUUUUGAUAUCAACAAAACAUUGAGAUUAAAACGUGGACAAAAGAUCGAAUAAUAAAACGUUGAAAGAAGUUGAAUUUGAUAACCAUCAAUCUUGAAAGAUUCAUCAUUAUUUGCUAUCAUAAUUCUUGUUAUAAUCAGAACUAUUGUAUUAAAGAAGAUUGAAGAACAAUCUAAAUCCAGACAGUUUCUCAAAUAGUUCAAGGUUCUCAAAUCAACAUCAAGUAUGAAACGUUAUUAGGUACUUUAACGGAGUGUUCAACAGUUUUCUAAACCAAGCAAAUUCAAGUCAAGACAGUUUUUCAAAGAGUUCAUAGUUCUUCAACCGACCCUCUCUCUAUUAACCUCGGUUAGGUACCUUUUCCAAAGUGCUUAAAGAUUCAAAACCAUCUCAAAACAGUUGAACGAAGCGUUUAUCAACCAACCUCAAGCUGAGACGACAGUUUCUAGGUAUUCUCUACUAGGUUAGGUAUCUUUUCCAAAGUGCUUGAAGAUUGAAAACCAUCUCAAAACAGUUGAACAAAGCGUUUAUCAACCAACCUCAAGCUGAGACGACAGUUUAUAGGUAUUCUCUACUAGGUUAGGUAUCUUUUCCAAAGUGCUUAAAGAUUCAAAACCAUCUCAAAACAGUUGAACAAAGCGUUUAUCAACCGACCUCAAGCUGAGACGACAGUUUCUAGGUAUUUUUUCCAAGUGUUCAACGAUUUAUUACCAAAAAAAAUCCACCUCAAAACAUUUUCUUUAAGCGUUCAACUUUCUCCUACCACUUCCAACCAUGGAACUACCCUUCGAAGAAGGUUUCACCCUCGCGAUGAGCCCGCUCAAUGGAAGCCUAGACAACGAGACCCUCCUAGGCAACACAACCUUCUGCAAAACCAUUGACCAGACCACUCUACUGCUCUUCACGCAAGUUCUCUACGCAAUCGUGUGCAUCGUCGGCCUUUUCGGAAACUCUCUAGUGAUCUAUGUUGUUCUACGGUUCUCCAAAAUGCAGACUGUGACAAACAUGUACAUUGUAAACCUGGCUGUGGCUGACGAAUGUUUCCUAAUUGGUAUUCCGUUUCUGAUAGCGACAAUGAGCCUGCAGCUGUGGCCGUUCGGGAAGAUAAUGUGCAAGUUUUAUAUGACGACGACAAGUAUUAACCAGUUCACUAGUAGUAUAUUCUUGACGAUCAUGAGUGCCGACCGAUAUGUGGCUGUUUGUCAUCCUAUAUCAGCUCCGAAGAUGAGGACGCCGUUCAUUUCUAAGGGUGUGAUUACAUUCAACGCGUACAUGUGCAAGUGCAAGCCUGGUUAUGCAUGA